CAAAACCUUAAAUGAACAUGCUUACAUAUACAUUGCCAUGCUCCUAACCACAUUCAGGCUCUCUUUUUCAUUAGUUACUCAUCAGCUGUUUUGCUUAGCUUGUCCUUGCUUCAGCUAAUAAUCAAGGCACCAAACGUGUACGUGGGGAAAAUAAAUACUUCUAUAUAUCCAGAAGCUCCGUUAUUCCAAGGCCAUUCCUCCACCGGAGAGAUAUGGCGCCGUCGUCGUCGACGACCACGUCGGGAAGGGCGAACUCCAGGUCACAGCCGCCGUGUCCGAGGGGUCACUGGCGGCCCGGUGAGGACGAGAAGCUUCGGCAGCUCGUUGAGGAGCACGGCCCGCAGAACUGGAACUCCAUUGCCGAGAAGCUGGAGGGGAGAUCAGGGAAGAGUUGCCGGCUCCGGUGGUUCAACCAGCUGGACCCGCGGAUCAACCGGCGGCCCUUCACGGCGGCGGAGGAGGAGCGGCUCCUGCAGGCGCACCGCGCCCACGGCAACCGGUGGGCGCUCAUCUCCCGCCUCUUCCCCGGCCGCACCGACAACGCCGUCAAGAACCACUGGCACGUCGUCAUGGCGCGCCGCCGCCGGAGCCACCAACGCUCCGCCGGCGGUGCCCUCCUCGCCGCCCCUGGAACUGCUGGAUGCUCGCCUCCGUCACGUCGCCCGCCGUUCCAGUGCUUCCAUUUCGGCGGCCCGCCUGCGUCGGCGAAGACCACCACCGGCAACCUGUGUUUCGCCACGCCCGGUUCCGGGCCGUCCACCAGCCUCGUCAGCAGCUCAGGAACGUUCAGUGUCAGGAAGUGCCACGCUCCCACUAACGUCGCCUUCUCUUCUCCAAGGGAAGCGGCGGCUGCACCGGAGGACGACGACCAUCGUCAUGAUGGCAUGGUCAGAGACGAACAUGGCGGCACCGACGACGAUGACGAAGAUGGUGGCGGCGCCGCUGCCAAGAAGAAGGAUGUGCCGUUCAUCGACUUCCUGGGAGUCGGCAUCUGAAGAAACACGUCAGUGGUACAAUUAACCAUUGGUUAUAAAGCGAUGUAUAUUAGAAAUUUAGGAUGUUAGCUAGGCAAUUGGGUGUUGGCGCACCAUACGCUCCUGAGCUGGCCCCACAUGUCAGUGGCAUGUCCUUGCACUCCUUUCCCUCUUCUCUCUUCCAGGAGUAUACUCCUAUGCAUGAAUGACAGUUGACAUGGUUAAAAAUGAUGCUGUGUCUGAGUAUAAAUUUUCCA
Messenger RNA from Panicum virgatum (switchgrass), 1231 nucleotides. RefSeq names its product transcription factor MYB52-like. Gene Ontology annotation, cellular component: nucleus. The record is from RefSeq and is a predicted model, not a curated record. NCBI's taxonomy places the organism in Eukaryota, Viridiplantae, Streptophyta, Magnoliopsida, Poales, Poaceae. The transcript is spliced from 2 exons. Bases 213 to 995 code for a protein of 260 amino acids. Gene Ontology annotation, biological process: regulation of DNA-templated transcription. Gene Ontology annotation, molecular function: RNA polymerase II cis-regulatory region sequence-specific DNA binding; DNA-binding transcription factor activity, RNA polymerase II-specific.